ACAUUCAUUUCUGGACUUCUUCUCUACAAUCUACCCAACCAUAUUUUUAAUUUCUCUUCAACUGAACUCGUUCGUUCUUUUCGAAAGAGAAUUUUUCGGCAGGGUUCCGUACGAGAAAAUUUCUUCCCAGAAACACAUACUUCUAUCUUCACAUUACAAAUUCAACCUGAUCUACUUUCAUCUCAAUUUAACAUAAACAUGGCCGAUCAAUUAAACAUGGGCGGCUUAAGCCUGGGUGACCAGCAGCAGGCUUCUCAACCUCGAUCCUACAUUCCGCCUCAUAUGAGAGGCAAGGUCGGUGGUGGUGGAAGCAACGGUCCCCCCCCUCCCAUGGCCGUAGGUGGUCCUCCGCCUUCCAUGAAUGGCCUCAACAGUAGCGCUUGGGCUGGUAACAACAACUUCGACGCUCGUCCCGCCCCUGGAGGAUGGGGUCCCCCUCCUGGUCCUGCUCCCGGUCCUGGCCCUGAUUUCCCCCCUCCUCAGCAACAGCGCCAAGGUCCCGGCGGCGGCGGUGGUGGUUGGAACAACAACAGACAGUUCGAUCGUAAUGCUUACGGCAACCCGAAUGCUGCCGGAGGUGGCGGUGGCGGCGGCGGUGGUGGUGGUGGUGGUGGCGGCGGCUACGCUCGUGGUUCCGGCGAUGGACAGUGGCGGGAUGGAAAGCAUGUUCCAGGUCCUGCUAACGCUCGCGUGGAGCGUGAGUUGUUCGGCACACCUGACGAUCCAUCCAAACAACAUACUGGUAUCAACUUCGAGAAGUACGAUGAUAUUCCGGUCGAAGCCUCUGGCCACGAUGUUCCCGAGCCCGUUCUUACUUUCAGCAACCCGCCUCUAGACGAUCACUUGAUCCGCAACAUUGAGCUGGCUCAUUACAAAGUCCCCACCCCUGUUCAAAAAUACUCUAUCCCCAUUGUCAUGGGCGGACGAGAUCUCAUGGCUUGUGCUCAGACUGGUUCCGGAAAGACUGGUGGUUUCCUUUUCCCUAUCCUUUCUCAGGCCUUCCUUACUGGUCCAUCGGCUGUCCCCGUCGGCGCUCCUGGCGGUGGUUAUGGCCGUCAGCGUAAGGCAUACCCCACUUCUCUCAUCCUUGCUCCAACUCGUGAGUUGGUCUCUCAAAUUUACGACGAGUCCCGCAAGUUUGCCUACCGAUCCUGGGUUCGCCCUUGUGUGGUGUACGGUGGUGCCGACAUUGGAUCUCAACUACGCCAGAUCGAGCGUGGCUGUGAUCUUCUCGUGGCUACUCCGGGACGUCUUGUCGAUCUCAUAGAGCGAGGUCGCAUUUCCCUCCAGAACAUCAAGUACCUUGUCCUAGACGAGGCUGACCGUAUGUUGGACAUGGGUUUCGAGCCUCAAAUCCGACGUAUUGUUGAAGGCGAAGAUAUGCCUGGUGUGCAGCUUCGUCAAACUCUCAUGUUCUCAGCCACUUUCCCUCGCGACAUUCAGAUGCUCGCUCGUGAUUUCCUCAAGGAUUAUGUCUUCCUUUCGGUUGGCCGUGUUGGAUCAACCUCUGAGAAUAUCACUCAGAAGGUCGAGUACGUCGAAGAUAACGACAAGCGUUCUGUUCUCUUAGACAUCUUGCACACUCAUGGUGCCGGUCUCACCUUGAUUUUCGUUGAGACGAAGCGCAUGGCAGAUUCUUUAUCUGAUUUCUUGAUCAACCAGAAUUUCCCCGCAACUUCAAUCCAUGGCGACCGUACGCAGCGCGAACGUGAACGUGCCUUGGAGAUGUUCCGAAAUGCGCGAUGCCCCAUUCUGGUCGCUACUGCUGUAGCUGCCCGUGGUUUAGAUAUUCCCAACGUUACUCACGUUGUCAACUACGAUCUUCCCACUGAUAUUGACGACUACGUUCACCGAAUUGGUCGUACUGGCCGUGCGGGUAACACGGGCCACUCGACCGCAUUUUUCAACCGAGGCAACCGUGGUGUUGUGCGAGAUCUCAUUGAGCUUUUGAAGGAAGCUAACCAGGAAGUACCAGCUUUCCUUGAGACGAUUGCUCGAGAGAGCUCUUUCGGUGGUGGUGGCCGUGGUGGACGAUCUGGCGGUGGCCGUGGACGCGGUCAAGGCGCGAACCGCGAUUUCCGAAAGUACGCUGGUGCUGGCGGUGGCGGCGGCGGCGGCCCUGGCUUCGGUGGCGGCUUCGGUGGACCUCAGCAGUCCGGCGGUUACGGAGGCGGCGGCGGUGGCGGCGGCUUCAAUGGCCCUCCUCCUCCCAACCCGGGCUAUGGUGGAGGUUUCGGAGGCGGUGGUCCAGGCUACGGUGGGGGUAGCUACGGUAACCCUGGAGGUCCAGGUGGUCAAGCCUCCUGGUGGUAAUCUCAUUAACAACAUCUGACAUGCCUAAAUGAUUUCCUCCCUUCCACAAGCCGCAAAUGAGGAUAGGGGG
Molecule: messenger RNA, 2383 nt
Organism: Hypoxylon fragiforme
Lineage: Eukaryota; Fungi; Ascomycota; Sordariomycetes; Xylariales; Hypoxylaceae
Product: DEAD-domain-containing protein
Exons: 2
Coding region: 199-2313 (704 amino acids)
Cellular component (GO): nucleus
Molecular function (GO): RNA binding; ATP binding; RNA helicase activity
Source: RefSeq, a predicted model, not a curated record